GCAAGAAGCCUCAUCCCUAUAUGAAAAGCAAACCUGGGCCUUCGGAUUGAGAGACGUGUCGAUCUGUUGACCAGUCUUUUACCUGCAAGCCAUCCUACUGGCAAUCUGGUCGGGAUUGGCAGUAUGGGUGGCCAUAUGAUCAUGGAAGCCGAUGUUCCAUGGUUCACUGAGAUCCUACUAUUCCGUACUCAUGGCAUGCACAAAGGCUCCUUCCAGCUCGUCAUCGAUGGUACGUCGCGAGAAUCUCUUGAGGUCUGGAACAUUAUCAAGCACGCUGCAGCCAUGCAAGGAGCCAUGCUAGAACAAUGCCGUGUUCGCAACACCUAUCCAACGUCUAGGCUAUAUGAUAGCAUAGCUGGUCGCAUCUAUGGCCCCAGGGCUUUACCGUGGCAUCUUCCAGACGGCUUCUCCGACACCAUCCGCCGCACAAUCAAGGGCACGACCAACAUACCAUUCACCGGAGAUGUGGGCGGACUAUGGAAUGAAGAAGUUUUCUACUUCCAACGAAGAGACUGGACCCUAGAUCAGUGGCGUCAUGAGUGGUAUAAUGAGAUUAUCAUCAAAAGCAUCGAUACGGAUUUCUGGAAGCGAUCUAACGCUUGGUAUCAGGUAAAUCCUCGAGGCUUCGGUCAUGUUUACCGCACAGUCUACAAGGGCGAGAUCAUUCGCAGCAGUGACCGACCGUUGUAAGGGUACUCGCAGACCUGCUUGUGGAUUGCGAGAGCAGUUCGAUGUAAGUCGCACGGGCAACUGCGAGGACGACUACACACUUCGGACAGGAAGUCAAUUAAU
Messenger RNA from Alternaria rosae, 792 nucleotides. RefSeq lists its product as uncharacterized. Bases 124 to 690 code for a protein of 188 amino acids. The transcript has a single exon. The record is from RefSeq and is a predicted model, not a curated record. Lineage: Eukaryota; Fungi; Ascomycota; Dothideomycetes; Pleosporales; Pleosporaceae.